UUUCGAAACACUACGCGUACAUGUGUUUGCCGCCACGAUUACUUGCAGUAAUUCCAAUUACGUAUUUAUUCACAUUGAAUUACUAUGAAUUUAUACAUAAGUGUUGAUCUUUUUUAAACUAUACAAGCGAGUAAACAUAUUAAUAUGGAUAGUAUUUUGGAAAGUGAUGAUUUAAAUACUAUAAGUGGGCCAAAUGAGAGUCGCAUCAAUAAUGGAGAAAAUUUGCAAGAAUUACAAGAAGAAACCGAAAAUACAGUACACGGUGAUGAGGAACAGCGAGAAAAAUUAUUACGAAUGCCCCUCGGACGAAUUAAAACAAUUAUCAAAUCGGAUCCAGAAGUUCACUUGGUUAAUCAGGAGGCUGUGUUCUUAAUAGCAAAAUCAACGGAACUUUUUAUUGACUCGCUUGUGAAGGAAGCCUAUAAAUAUACCAUACAAGCGAAGAAAAAGACUGUUCAAAAACGUGAUAUAGAGACUGCAAUUGACAAAGUUGAUGCACUUGUAUUUCUGGAAGGUACGAUGGAUUAAUUGUAUAAUGCGCAAUUAAUAUUUGCACAGAAUUUCGAUGAAUAUUUCAUAUUUACAUGACUUGUAGAGUAUUUAAUACGAUAUAUUAUACAAUAAUUUAGUAAUGUUUUAUA
Molecule: messenger RNA, 641 nt
Organism: Dinoponera quadriceps
Lineage: Eukaryota; Metazoa; Arthropoda; Insecta; Hymenoptera; Formicidae
Gene: PolE4
Product: DNA polymerase epsilon subunit 4
Exons: 2
Coding region: 145-528 (127 amino acids)
Cellular component (GO): nucleus; epsilon DNA polymerase complex
Molecular function (GO): protein heterodimerization activity
Source: RefSeq, a predicted model, not a curated record